Molecule: messenger RNA, 2145 nt
Organism: Engraulis encrasicolus (European anchovy)
Lineage: Eukaryota; Metazoa; Chordata; Actinopteri; Clupeiformes; Engraulidae
Product: alpha-1,6-mannosylglycoprotein 6-beta-N-acetylglucosaminyltransferase B-like
Exons: 12
Coding region: 1-1602 (533 amino acids)
Biological process (GO): protein N-linked glycosylation
Cellular component (GO): Golgi apparatus
Molecular function (GO): alpha-1,6-mannosylglycoprotein 6-beta-N-acetylglucosaminyltransferase activity
Source: RefSeq, a predicted model, not a curated record
AUGCGAGCCCAGUGGAUGUCUGACCCAUACCCAUGUUACAGCUUCUAUGGUGUGGACGGCUCAGACUGCUCCUUCCUCAUUUACCUGAGUGAUAUUGAGUGGUUCUGCCCCCCUCUGGCUUGGAGGAACCACAGCAGCAUGCCAACAACUCACCCCGUACCACGCAUACAAGCGUCUCUGCGUUCAGACGUGGGGCCUCUGCUGGAGCAGGUGGGCACGGGUAAGGAGUCUCUCAGCUUCAUGAGGAGACGCAUACGCAGGCUGGCAGCGCAGUGGGCCGCAGCCGCACGACGACUCCACACGCGACUGCACAGCCAGGACAGGGAGCAGAAGAGGUUGGGUACCUGGCCUGUCUUGGUGCACGUGGGCUUCCUGACGGAGGAGUCAGGGGACAUGUUCAGUCCUAAGGUGCUGAAGGGGGGGCCCCUGGGGGAGAUGGUUCAGUGGGCCGACAUCCUGACGGCGCUGCACGUCCUCGGCCACAGCCUCCGGGUCUCCUUCUCCCUCAAGGAGCUGCAGGGGUUUCUGGGGGUUCCUCCUGGGAGAGGCAGCUGUCCUCUGACUGGUGCGUUCCCCUUUGACCUGGUCUACACCGACUACCACGGCCUGCAGCAGAUCAAGAAGCUCAUGGGCCUCUCACUCAAGAAAUACAGCUCCUGCAUGCACUCUGGGGUCACCGCUGAGACGCACACGCCAGACAACUCCUUCAUGGGCUUUGUGGCGGAGGAGCUGAAUGAGACUGAGAGGAGGAGCAUCCAGAGGAACAAGGUGACCAACAUGGCGGUGGUGUACGGCAAGGAGCCCAGCAUGUGGAAGGUCUUCAUUGGCUUUGGCUUCCCAUAUGAAGGUCCCGCCCCUCUGGAAGCAAUAGCCAAUGGGUGCAUCUUCCUCCAGCCCAAAUUCCAACCGCCUCACAGCUCCCCAAAUCACGAGUUCUUCAGGGGCAAGCCCACGUCAAGACAGGUCUCCUCCCAACACCCGUAUGCAGAGCAGUACAUCGGGAAGCCCCACGUCAUGACUGUGGAUUUCAACAACUCCCAAGAGCUGGAGGCAGCCAUCCAGGAGAUCAUGAGAACCAAAGUGGAGCCUUACCUGCCUUAUGAGUAUACCUGUGAGGGGAUGCUGGAGAGACUGAAUGCCUACAUAGAACACCAGGACUUCUGCCAUCCAGAUGCCCCGUUUCCCCUGGUGAACACCUCCAGGUCCUGGCCAGGCAACCCCCCCAGCCCCUUCACACUGCUGCCCAACAGCAGCACCCUGGUGUGGGCCCCCAACGUUACAGCACCCCCCUCUUGGCCUCCCCUGUCUGCCAUGCUGCUGGUGCUGGCCCCUGAGGGCCUCUCCUGUGUCCACACAUGCCAGGAGGAGAAGCUGCUGUGUGAGCCGGUGUUCUGUCGAGAUAUGCUGCAGGUGCAGUGUGAGGCUCUGGAGGUGGAGGUGAGCCACCUGUACCCGGCGGUGUCCGCGGAGGAGGCCGAGUGCUACCUGCAGAAGGAGCCUCUGCUGUUCAGCUGUGCGGGGGCCGGCCCCAAGCACCGCCGCCUCUGCCCCUGUCGAGACUUCAUCCAGGGCCAACAGGCCCUCUGCAGGGACUGCCUAUGAGGACCAGGCCACCUCUCAACACAAGCUGGGGAGAAAGCCGCUGGCCCCAUGCCCACUGCACUGCACUGCAGGGCGGCCUCAGGGAUGGUCAGCUCUGGGGCUACAGCAGGAACCUCUGGCUGCAGCUGGUUCUGUGGAAAAGCUCCAUGACUGGACAUGUGACUCUCCACCUGUAGCUCUCACUGAAGUGAUAUGAGAGCUGUGUGGUUGUCUGGCUGGGCCAGUACACAAGAGUCAGUGUCAACAUGAGGGAGCAGUGUGAUCAUCAGUGACAUUUAGCAACAGGUGGUAGAUGAAAGGGAGGAGGUUACAGUGGCACUUGGAGGAUCACUUAGUCUGGGCCUCUGAGUCUUCUCUAAGGUAGUGGUGUCACUUGGUCUCCUUGACUGAUGUGGUCGGUGAUGUUCACAGGCUUCAUUUGCAUGAAAGUGUCAACAUUUCCCUCCAGACACACCAAUGAUGUGUCACACAUCUACAAAACGAUGACUGGACUGUAUGAUGGAAUGAAUAUGAAUGUUGAUGAGGGGAAAUAGAUGCUCAUAG